Aspergillus udagawae is the source of this 420-nucleotide messenger RNA. RefSeq lists its product as uncharacterized. The transcript is spliced from 4 exons. NCBI's taxonomy places the organism in Eukaryota, Fungi, Ascomycota, Eurotiomycetes, Eurotiales, Aspergillaceae. Bases 1 to 420 code for a protein of 139 amino acids. The record is from RefSeq and is a predicted model, not a curated record.
AUGAAGCUUCACGCUCUUAUCCCUUUCCUUCUUGCCCCUCUUGCAGCUUCGCUUGCUCUCCCUGAGGUCAACAAUGGAGUGGUCGAUGCCAACAACGAUGCUACUCCCGCCAAAGGAGCUUUUGAGAACUUUGCUACCCCCGCUGACGUGACUACUCUCGAGGCUAAUGGAGUUGAUGUUGCCACUCUCACCUGCAACAAUAACCAAGACUGUGGACUUUAUGCGCUUUGCAUUAAUAAGAAAUGCGUCGUCGGAAUCUUACCUCCUGAACUUGCCACGCGUGAUGAGGAAACCAACCUCGACACUGAGGGUGAACCGCGUCGCUGCAACAAUAUCAACCUGUGGUGCCCCCCUCAUCAGUUCUGCUACCGCAGCGUUUGCGUUAGCAUUGGUGCCCUCGGUGCCCGUGCUGAUGGUUAG